AUGAGGAGGCACAAGACGAAGGCCGAGGCCGCAGCUGCUGCUGAAGCCGAUGAUGAUGAGAAGCCUGAGCCUGCCCAGAAGGCUCGCCGGCUGGGAGCAAAAUCCACGGGUGGCUCUGCGGGUGGCUUUUCCCGCUUCGAGCAGGAGCUCGAAGCAGGUGAUGCGAACGGCGUGCGUCUCGAUCGUGCUGCCGAUGGAACGGCGGCGCCUUCCGUAAGAAAUCCAGCCCUGCCACGCAAGCCCUACAAGAAGAAGAUGUCAGAGUGCAUCGGCUGUGCGCAGCCCUUGGAGCAGUGCACAUGGGCGAAAGACGCUCGCUGGGUCGGGGAGAAGGUUCAGUAUGAUCGCGGCUGCGACGGGUGCUACGAUACCUUUGUCUGUGGAGCGUUCGACAUCUUGAGCGGCAUGGACUUCCCCACGUUCUGCCAGGUGGUCUACGCCAGCGAGACACUGAAGAAUCCUUGGGAGAAGGCCCUGGAGAAGAAGAACGGUGUAGUCCACAAGCCCGACACGUGGAUCUACCUGAAGCCGAGCGAGGUCUGCGAGUGCACUUCGACAGACUUCAGGGCGUUCGUUGACAAGCGUGGGUUCACGCCCGCUGAGUUCGAGGCUGAGUUUCACACAAAGUCAUCGGACCUGGGGUUCAAGCUCCAAGAUUUGGUGAAGACGAACGGCCAACAGUACAAGGGUGUACUCAAAACCGACGAGGGUGAGAAAUUGGGUACCGGGGGCCAACAUUGGCGGGGGUUCGAGGUCAAACGCAAGGAGACCACCAUGCCUGAGGCGAACACUCUCUACGCGUCUCAGGCCGACAUCUUGUUCAAGAGGAUGAUUCACCACGACAUGAGCAAGCGGUCUCACUCGGCGCAGAUGCUUUCGAAACUUCGUCAUGCCAAUUUGACCGCCGAGGAGAUCAACGCGCUGGGCUUCGCGAUGGCGGUGAGUCUACAGGAGGAGGUGGAGGCGAUGAUGAUCGCGGCAGCCAAUCGAGCAACUCUGGCGAUGCAGGCGAUGAGGAAGACGAUG
Messenger RNA from Prorocentrum cordatum, 1026 nucleotides. The record is from the annotation of a GenBank genome assembly. Lineage: Eukaryota; Dinophyceae; Prorocentrales; Prorocentraceae.